Pseudozyma hubeiensis SY62 is the source of this 3288-nucleotide messenger RNA. RefSeq names its product ubiquitin-protein ligase Sel1/Ubx2. Lineage: Eukaryota; Fungi; Basidiomycota; Ustilaginomycetes; Ustilaginales; Ustilaginaceae. Gene Ontology annotation, cellular component: endoplasmic reticulum membrane. The record is from RefSeq and is a predicted model, not a curated record. Gene Ontology annotation, molecular function: protein binding. The transcript has a single exon. The coding region runs from base 1 to 3288 and encodes 1095 amino acids. Gene Ontology annotation, biological process: ERAD pathway.
AUGGCAUCCUCUGGACGCCGUUCGCAACGCCGCUGCAAGACGCUGCUGGUUCUGCUGGUUGCGAGCUGCUUGCUGUCCGUGGUCAGCACAGCGCACGCCGAGCAGGCGCCUUUCAACGUACCGUCUGCGUCCACCACAGCAGCGGCAGAGCUGACGCCGCACGAAGCGUACGAAGAAGCUCUUCGUCUGCUCCGCACCACCAUCAAAACCAAGUCUUCCCGCAACAAGAGCAGCAAAUCCACGCCACGGGUUGCUUCAUCGACAUCACAGCAAAGCGACAGCAGCUUGCCACUGAAAGCUUCCAAAGGAGCAAAUCUCGUGCACGCUGCACGAGCGAUACGUCGCUGGCUCCGCGAUGCACUCGAUACCGCUCAGGAGGCUGCUGCGUCGGAUGCGGCCAUAAGCGCAAAAAUCAGAGGAGUCAGCCUGCCCAAGAGUGACGGCGCUCAUCAGUGGCAGGGGCCUCCCAUCGGAGCAUCGCAGUAUGAAUCGUCAUGGCCUAGCGCUAGUCCUCUACCGCUUUGGCCAGAUUGGGAGAGGCUGCCGGAGGAAGCAUCACCGGUCACUCCGACGGAUAGUAUCUGGGAGAGCGUCAUGUUUGGGCCUUUCAACACCAAGAUCGACGGGAACAGCGAUCUUGUGCUGGCAUCGGCGGAAGUCACAGAUUCAGCAGAAGGAGACGAGGGGGAUAUGAGCAGGGCUGUUUCGCUGCUCACAAGGGCGGGGUGGGGACGCGAAUCGGUCGACUGGACAUACGAAGCAUACUCUUCAGCAGCCCGCAACGGCUCGAGCCUGCUUCGAGAUGCUUUCAACGGCGAGUCUACAACAACCACGUCGAACGGAGAUGGCUCGCCAGCUUUGGCCGACGCUCUGUGGGUGCUAGGAGAACACUCGCUGUGGGGCACGCACGGAAGUCGACCCGAUCUUGCACGCGCUCGCGCAUGUUAUCAACGGCUCGCCGAUCUCGGUCGCGAUCACCUCGGCAAUUCAAUGGCAGGCAACGCCAGUGCCCACGCUCGACUCGCCUUUCUGGAAGGCAGCGGCUGGGAAUCGACCGUUCGAGGCGACUGGACGCCUUUGCCAAACGAAGUCAGCACGUGGUCUUCGUUCACCUCGUCGCCAACAUUCGAUGAAGUUCGUUCGGCCUGGGAGAAGCGACGCGAGCUCUUUGCACAGCUCAAGCGCGACGAUGGACAACGACAAGCCAAAGCAGUGCUGCACUACACGAUCGCUGCCAAUGCCGGACAUGCCCCGUCGCAGAUGGCGCUCGGCUUUCGGUACAAAGCCGGCAUCGGCGUGGCGCCAUCGUGCUGGAACGCACUCGAGCUCUACGAACGGGCGGCCGAAGACACUUACAAGCGCUUCCAGGCAGGUCCACCGGGCGGGCUGACGUUGCCGUACACCAAGAUCCGUAUCUCGGAUCUCGAUGGCGGUGCUUACGGUCCCGGUGCCUCGGUGGCUUCAACCGGCUACGCCGUCUUCAACCCGGCCGUGCAAGCCGCGCUGAACCGUCAACCUGGCUCAGUCCGCGACCCGUCGGCACUCGAAGAUCUGCUCGAGUACCACAUUUAUCUUGCCGAGCACGGCGACGUGAGGAGCUCGCUCUUCAUGGCGCAAGUCUACUACCACGGAAGCAUCUACUCGUCGAGCGAAGCCGCAGGUGCCGUGCGCCGUGACUAUCGACGUUCCUUGACAUGGCUUCUGCGGGUCGCCAAAGAGGUGUGGCCUCGCAAGGCAGGCGAAGUGGGUCGCGGCGGACCCACGGGCUACACCGCCAAGCAGGGAGAAAGGGGAGAAGAUGUGCAGCUCAAGGUGGAAGACAGUGUGCUGUUGCACGCCGGCUCGGCAGCUGGCAUGAUCGGACAGAUGUAUCUGCGUGGCGAAGGUGUCCAGCAAGACUUCUCGCGCGCCUGGGUCUGGUUCUCGCGCGGCAAAGACACGGGCGAUGCCGAGUCGUACAACGGUCUCGGUGUGAUGCUGCGCGACGGCUUGGGAGUCGCCGUCGACAUGGGAUCAGCGACUAGCUACUUUGAGGCGGCAGCAAAAGCACGACACAGCGGGGCCAACGUCAACCUGGGCAAGAUCCACCUGGAGAUGGGCGACCUCGACAGCGCGGCCAAGUGUCUGACCAUCGCUUCCAUGGGUGACAGCCGCUUCGAGGCAGUCUACCUGCUGGCCAAAGUCAACGCCCAAGUGGCACGCAAGGAGAAGUCGAGCGACAGCUGCCGCAAAGCGCUCUCUGGGUUCAAGCACACCGCCGAGAACGGCGACUGGUCGACACGGAUCUCGCACAAGGCGGAGCAUGCGUGGCGGCGCGGCGAACGACAAAAGGCAUUGCUCGGCUGGGCGCUCGCGGGCGAACUGGGCUACGAAUCGGCACAGAACAACGUCGCGUACAUGCUCGACCGAGCCAACUCUCGGACACGCAUCUUGGAUCUGUCGAGCGACAGCAAGCAGCAGAGCAACUUCACCGACCGUCUCGCUCUGGUGCAGUGGACACGGUCGGCUGCGCAAAACAAUGUGGAUGCGAUGGUCAAGAUGGGCGACUACUACUUUCACGGCAUCGGCACGGGCAAUCCAGGGCAGCCAGCUUACGAGAAGGCCGCCGCAUGCUAUUCCGCCGCUGCUGACAAAGGCGUUUCGGCUCUAGCCUAUUGGAACUUGGGCUGGAUGUACGAGAACGGCAUCGGGGUCGCAAGGCAGGACUUUCACCUAGCCAAGCGGUACUACGAUACUGCGGUGGAGACCAACGUGGAAGCGUAUCUGCCUGUAGCGUUGAGUUUGGUCAAAUUGCACGUUCGCGCCGUGUGGGCCGCCGUCUUCCGAUCCGAGUCGAGUCAAAGCGCCAUCUCGCUUCUGUCGUCCUACGCGUCCUCGGAUCGGGGCAACACGGCCUACACGGAAGCGGAAGAGCAGGCGGCGGCCAAGCGCAAGCAAGCAGAGGAGAAGCAGAAGCAGCAGCAGAGGCUGUCCGAAGAGCAAGGUGGCGGAUACGGCGAUCCUAACGAGCCGGAGACGUGGGGAGCGAGGGAGGGCGAGACGGAUGAGGAUCUGGACGAUAUGAUCGAGUCCGGACUGCUGAUCUUGGCGCUCGGUGGGCUGGCCUAUCUGGCAUACGUGAGGCAGAAUGUGCAGCUGCAGCUGCGGAGGGAGAGGGGGGAUCAGGCCGAGCCACAGCAGCAGCAGGGAGGAGAGCAGCAGCAAGCACCGGCGCCUCACCAGCCCAAUCCAUGGGCUCCACUGGGAGGCGAGCCGAAUGCCGCUGCCAACUUACUCGCCGGGCUCUAG